This is a messenger RNA of Penicillium coprophilum, 1020 nucleotides long. RefSeq lists its product as uncharacterized. The transcript has 4 exons. Bases 1 to 1020 code for a protein of 339 amino acids. Lineage: Eukaryota; Fungi; Ascomycota; Eurotiomycetes; Eurotiales; Aspergillaceae. The record is from RefSeq and is a predicted model, not a curated record.
AUGACCACAAUCAAUGCCCAGGAUAGCUACCAAGGGUCCUAUCGGGCCGGGACAAUCGCCAUGACUGUCCUGGGCAUCGUGUUUGUCAUUCUACGGUUUUUGGCACGGUGGAAGAAGUCAUUAAAGCCAGGCUUGGAUGAUUAUAUGAUCAUGGCCGCUUUGAUUCCUUUCUUAACUCUCGUUGGUUUAAUGCUAGCAUUAACUAACUAUGGCAUGGGACUGCGUUCUGAGAUUUUGCCCAUGGAAAAUAUCAUGAUGAUUGCAAAGCUCCUGGUGGUGUUCGAGUGCAUUUAUGUCACAACGAUAGGAGUCACCAAAGUUUCUAUCUUGCUCAUGUACUGUCGCAUCUUCCCUACCAAAGAGAUCCGGACUGCCUCCAUGAUCCUGGGUGGGAUAUCGCUCGCGUGGGUCAUUGCUAUCAUUUUCGUGAGCAUCUUCCAAUGUACUCCGAUUGCACGAGCCUGGGACACACGAAUUCCCGGUACAUGUAUCGACCUCAAAGGCUCGUUCAUUGGAAACGCAGUACCCAACGUUGUCACCGAUAUCAUCAUUUUAUCUCUACCGGUGCGAGUGGUGUGGGGACUGCACGCAAGCCUCACGCACCGGCUUGUCAUCUUCACCAGUAUAUACCGCUUCACUACCCUAUUUGAUUUCAACCCGGCGGAUAUCGCUUGGACUCUCGGAAAGUCCUGCACCUGGUGUGUCGUUGAGUGUUCAACGGGCAUUAUCUCUGCCUGCAUGCCGACCCUGCGCCCGUUGUUCAUGAUGAUUUCCUCCAAAUUCUCCAGCCAGUCUGGUACACAAAGAACACGAACCACAGAUGUCGAGAACUCCAAAGGUUAUGAAUUGGACAAUUCCGCCCUACGACCAGCUGACGAGCCACGUAAUAAAACUAAAACACACCUGGAUGUCUCCCACGCUGAUGAUUCGUCGGGGGAUGAGGUACCUUUGAAUUCUAUUCGAGUUCAGCGAGAUAUGACAUGGCAAGAUUCGAGUGGUAAUUCAUUUCAUUUCAAAUAG